Molecule: messenger RNA, 444 nt
Organism: Gongylonema pulchrum
Lineage: Eukaryota; Metazoa; Nematoda; Chromadorea; Rhabditida; Gongylonematidae
Source: the annotation of a GenBank genome assembly
AUGAAAAUUAAAUUUGGAAAUUGGUCGCCAGGCACUGGAUGGCGCUAUGACAGCAGAUAUACAAAUAAAUGGGAUUUCCAAAUAGAUCCGGAUGCCGAGACUUUGGAAGGACUCACGCUUAGGGUUGUUGUUUAUGUGGAAGAGCCGUUUGUGAUCAGGGCAGCGAAUGCAAUUGGAUACGAUGGCUAUUGCAUUGACCUUCUCAUUGAAAUGGCCAAAAUCCUCAAAUUCAACUUCACGAUAUUUGAAGGAGUCGAUGGGAUAUACGGCAUUGAGGUAUCUGCAUACUAUUUACAUUCAGCAGUCUUAGCAAACUGUGAAAUAGACCGAAGGAAGAAAACAGUCUUUCAUUUUGCCGUUUUGCUAGCACUGUGUAAAAAGAAGCUCCGAUAUAAAUCACGCAUGCUUUUUAAGCAGUUUUAUCAAGCAAUCCCUACCAACUGA